UCGAAGCUGUGUAGAUCAGCGUGUUCUCAACCACUCGGCGCGUUAGUACCCAUUCGGAAGCGGACCGUGUAACAGUUACUGGCGGUGGAUAAGCGCGUACGAACUGGAAAUCGAAUUUUACUAUUAACUGGUGAUUGUUUAAUGACAACUUAAGUAAGCGAGUGAUUUGUGAGAAUAGUGUGAUGUCUCGUUCUGAGUGUGGAAAAGCCUCUCCACCGUUUUGCGUACGUGACAAACCAAGUUAAUCGUGCGACUGGGUGUGAUUGUUGAGAAGAGUCUAGAAUCUAUGUACAAUCUGUGAUCGUUUGCAUCUGACAAUUAGUAGCUUAAGGGAAGGAUAAAACUUCAAUCGCAAAAUCGAAUCCUAAAUAAGGAUCUAGCCACGGUUUGGGGAGGCUUUUUACUGUGGCAAUAUGUUUUAAAAUUUGAUACACUCUGUAGAAUACUAAGAGGGAGACUCUCUGUGUGAUGUUGUGCAAUGUGCACGUCAUGUCAUGAAAAUGUCACCGGACGAUCCCGGAUCGUUGCAAGUACGGUGCUGGGGAGGCUCCCUUUUUCGGUACUUUUUAACACAGUGCUAGCAGCGCAUCGUCGGUCAUUCGGUUGCGGUCAACCGAAUCGUGCAGGACCCAUCGUUUGUGUCGUCGUUUCGUCCACCAGCGUCCAUCAUGCUGCUGAUCGAUUGCUUCCGCCGGCCAUCGCACGAGCUGCAGGCAAGGAAGAAACAGUCCUCCAAGGAGCUGGUCCAGAUGCGCAAGCUGUACCGCGAUCCGGUGAAGAUACUGUUGCUCGGGGCUGGUGAGUCGGGCAAGACAACCAUCAUCAAACAGAUGCGCAUCCUGCACAUACAGAACAGCUACAGCUUUGACGAGCGGUUAGAGAAGCUAACGGACAUCUACGAGAACAUACACGAGUCGAUCUACGAGCUGGUGCGGCAUGUGAUACUGCUCGAGCUCGAGUUCGACUCGGUCACCAAUCAACGGUGUGCGGAGUACAUCCUGCGGAUGGGUCUGCAAGCGCCCUGGAAUCUCUCGACCGAGUAUGUACAGUGCGUACGUCGGCUGUGGUCCGACACCGGUGUGAAGCGGUGCUACAAACGCUCGAACGAAUUCCAGCUCAUCGAAAGUGCAAAAUACUUCCUUGAUCGCGUGGAAAAGAUCUCAAUGCCCGGGUACAUACCGACCAACAGUGACAUCCUGAACUGUCGCAAAACCACCACCGGCAUACAGGAGAUCCGGUUCAAUGUACGCAUGCCCGGUUCGCUCGGUGGCGGACUGCAGGAGUUCCGCAUGUUUGAUGUCGGUGGACAGCGGCAUCAUCGUAGCAAGUGGAUGCAAGCGUUCGAAGGUGUACAGGCGGUCCUGUUUCUUAUCUCGUGCGGUGGUUUCGAUCAAACGCUGCGAGAGGAUCCGAAGCAAAACCGGCUGGCGGAAGGGUUCGAGCUGUUUCGGGGCGUUUGGCACAAUCGUUUCCUGGCCGAAACGGGGGUGAUUGUGUUUAUGAACAAGCAGGAUGUGUUGGAGCAGAAGCUGUCGGCGGGUAAAUCGAUACGAACGUACUUUCCGGAUUACGAUGAUUAUGUCGCGUUCGCGGACAAGGAUCAGCUAUAUGAUGAGCUGGCGCGUACGCGAUCCUUCAUCCGAUCGAAGCUGGUGGACAUCACGAACGAACCGCCGAGAAGAACGUCUCACCUGGUAGGAAGGAAACGGACGUGCUACUUCCACUUCACCAUUGCCACCGACACACAGAACGUGCGCACCGUGUUCAACGAUGUGCACAACAUAAUUCUGACGAAAAAUCUGUCCAAAAUGGAUUUACUUUAGUGGCGUGAUCUGGCGAAGGGAGAUGAGUUGGCGUUAUGUGUUAUGAAUAUUUAUUGCGUGUUGUGUUGGAUAUAGUUAGUAGUGGCUGUUUUGUUUAAAUGAUAAAAAAUAUAUCUCUAUUUUGUGAUUGCAAGCAAGUGCUGUAAA
Molecule: messenger RNA, 1970 nt
Organism: Anopheles stephensi (Asian malaria mosquito)
Lineage: Eukaryota; Metazoa; Arthropoda; Insecta; Diptera; Culicidae
Gene: Galphaf
Product: guanine nucleotide-binding protein G(f) subunit alpha
Exons: 6
Coding region: 669-1823 (384 amino acids)
Biological process (GO): adenylate cyclase-modulating G protein-coupled receptor signaling pathway
Cellular component (GO): heterotrimeric G-protein complex
Molecular function (GO): guanyl nucleotide binding; GTPase activity; G protein-coupled receptor binding
Source: RefSeq, a predicted model, not a curated record